GAGGGAAGGCCGGGCACAGGGGUGAAGGCCCGGAGACCAGCAGAACGGCAUCCCAGUCACGACAGCCACUUUGCUCUGUCUGCUCUCCGCCACGGCCCUGCUCUGUUCCCUGGGACACCCCCCCCACCUCCUCAGGCUGCCUGAUCUGCCCAGCUUUCCUCUGGAUUCUGGCCUCUGGUCAUCCCUCCCCACCCUCUCUCCAAGGCUCUCUCCUGGUCUCCCUUCUUCUAGAUCCUCUUCCUCCACCUCCCUAUCUGCAGAACUUCUCCUUUGCCCCCCCACCCCCCACCACUGCCCACUUUCCUUUUCUGACCUCCUUUUGGAGGGCUCAGUGCUUCCCAGACCAUAGGAGAGAUGUGGGAGGCUCAGUUCCUGGGCUUGCUGUUUCUGCAGCCGCUCUGGGUGGCUCCAGUGAAGCCUCCCCAGCCAGGGGCUGAGAUCUCGGUGGUGUGGGCCCAGGAGGGGGCUCCUGCCCAGCUCCCCUGCAGCCCCACAAUCCCCCUCCAGGAUCUCAGCCUUCUGCGAAGAGCAGGGGUCACUUGGCAGCAUCAACCAGACAGUGGCCCGCCCGCUCCCGCCGCCACGGUGCACCUCAGGGACCGCGCCCUCUCCUGCCGCCUUCGUCUGCGCGUGGGCCAAGCCUCGAUGACUGCCAGCCCCCCAGGGUCUCUCAGGACCUCUGACUGGGUCAUUUUGAACUGCUCCUUCAGCCGCCCAGACCGCCCAGCCUCUGUGCAUUGGUUCCGGAGCCAUGGCCAGGGCCGUGUCCCUGUCCAGGAGUCCCUCCAUCACCACUUAGCGGAAAGCUUCCUCUUCCUGCCCCAUGUCGGCCCCAUGGACUCUGGGCUCUGGGGCUGCAUCCUCACCUACAGAGAUGGCUUCAAUGUCUCCAUCAUGUAUAACCUCACUGUUCUGGGUCUGGAGCCCGCAACUCCCUUGACAGUGUACGCUGGAGCAGGUUCCAGGGUGGAGCUGCCCUGCCGCCUGCCUCCUGCUGUGGGGACCCAGUCUUUCCUUACUGCCAAGUGGGCUCCUCCUGGGGGAGGCCCUGACCUCCUGGUGGCUGGAGACAAUGGCAACUUUACCCUUCGACUAGAGGAUGUAAGCCAGGCCCAGGCUGGGACCUACAUCUGCCAUAUCCGUCUACAGGGACAGCAGCUCAAUGCCACUGUCACAUUGGCAAUCAUCACAGUGACUCCCAAAUCCUUUGGGUCACCUGGCUCCCUGGGGAAGCUGCUUUGUGAGGUGACUCCAGCAUCUGGACAAGAACGCUUUGUGUGGAGCCCCCUGAACACCCCAUCCCAGAGGAGUUUCUCAGGACCAUGGCUGGAGGCCCAGGAAGCCCAGCUCCUUUCCCAGCCUUGGCAAUGCCAGCUGCACCAGGGGGAGAGGCUUCUUGGAGCAGCAGUAUACUUCACAGAACUGUCUAGCCCAGGUGCACAACGCUCUGGGAGAGCCCCAGGGGCCCUCCGAGCAGGCCACCUCCCGCUGUUUCUCAUCCUUGGUGUCCUUUUUCUGCUCCUUUUGGUGACUGGAGCCUUUGGCUUUCACCUUUGGAGAAGACAGUGGCGACCAAGAAGAUUUUCUGCCUUAGAGCAAGGGAUUCACCCUCCGCAGGCUCAGAGCAAGAUAGAGGAGCUCGAGCAAGAACCGGAGCUGGAACCAGAGCCGGAGCUGGAGCGCGAGCUGGGGCCGGAGCCCGAGCCGGGGCCUGAGCCCGAGCCGGAGCAGCUCUGACCUGGAGCUGAGGCAGCCAGCAGAUCUCAGCAGCCCAGUCCAAAUAAACUCCCUGUCAGCAGCAA
This is a messenger RNA of Mandrillus leucophaeus (drill), 1802 nucleotides long. It is a transcript of the gene LAG3, whose product is annotated as lymphocyte-activation gene 3. Gene Ontology annotation, molecular function: MHC class II protein binding; transmembrane signaling receptor activity. The coding region runs from base 355 to 1737 and encodes 460 amino acids. The transcript is spliced from 9 exons. The record is from RefSeq and is a predicted model, not a curated record. NCBI's taxonomy places the organism in Eukaryota, Metazoa, Chordata, Mammalia, Primates, Cercopithecidae.